This is a messenger RNA of Chlamydomonas reinhardtii, 1717 nucleotides long. RefSeq lists its product as uncharacterized. NCBI's taxonomy places the organism in Eukaryota, Viridiplantae, Chlorophyta, Chlorophyceae, Chlamydomonadales, Chlamydomonadaceae. The transcript has 10 exons. Gene Ontology annotation, molecular function: aspartate-semialdehyde dehydrogenase (NADP+) activity; NAD binding; NADP binding. The record is from RefSeq and is a predicted model, not a curated record. Gene Ontology annotation, biological process: L-threonine biosynthetic process. The coding region runs from base 26 to 1138 and encodes 370 amino acids.
GCAUAACCUACUCGCUAGGAACAUAAUGCAGCUUACUCGCACUCAGGUUUCUCGCUCGGGCGUCCGCCCCACCCGCGCGUCUCGCCGGGUGCUGGUCGCCAAGGCCGCCAAGACUGCCAAUGGCCCUCGCGUCGCUAUCGUCGGCAUUACUGGCGCUGUCGGCCAGGAGUUUCUGACGGUGCUGACGGAGCGUAACUUCCCUUACAGCUCUAUGAAGAUGCUGGCCUCUGCCCGGUCUGCUGGCAAGAAGCAGGAGUUCGAGGGCGUCAGCUACACCAUUGAGGAGCUGACGGAGAACAGCUUCAACGAUGUGGACAUUGCUUUGUUCAGCGCUGGUGGCUCCAUCAGCAAGAAGCUGGGCCCCAUUGCCGCCAAGGCUGGCGCCAUCGUGGUGGACAACUCGUCUGCUUUCCGCAUGACUGAGGGCGUGCCCCUGGUCAUUCCCGAGGUCAACCCCGAGGCCAUGUCGCAUAUCAAGGUCGGCAAGGGCGGCGCCAUCAUCGCCAACCCCAAUUGCUCCACCAUCAUCGCGCUGAUGGCCGUGACCCCCCUGGACCGCGUCGCGAACGUGAAGCGCAUGUGUGUUUCCACCUACCAGGCCGCCUCGGGCGCCGGUGCUGCCGCCAUGGAGGAGCUGCGCCAGCAGACUCGCGAUGUGCUGGACGGCAAGCCCGCGCAGCCCAAGAUCUUCCCCCAGCAGUACGCGUUCAACCUGUUCUCGCACAACAGCGGCAUGGACGUGGCUCUGGGCUACAACGAGGAGGAGAUGAAGCUGGUGAAGGAGACCCGCAAGAUCUGGAACAACCCCGGGAUCCGCAUCACCGCCACCUGCGUGCGCGUGCCCGUCAUGCGCGCCCACGCCGAGUCCAUCAACCUGGAGUUCGAGAAGGACAUCUCCGAGGCGCAAGCGCUGGAGGCGCUGGCGGCCUUCCCCGGCGUGUCCAUCAUUAACGACCGCCAGAACAACCGCUUCCCCACCCCCCUGGACGCCACCACCAAGGACAACGUGUUCGUGGGCCGCGUGCGCCGCGACAUCUCGCGUGAUGACAACAAGGGCCUGGACCUGUUUGUGUGCGGUGACCAGAUCAAGAAGGGCGCCGCGCUCAACGCCGUCCAGAUCGCCGAGCUGCUGCUGUAAAUGGACUCGGUUGGGAACGCGGGAACGCAGCGGUGCGGGGCUAGGGGCACCCGCGUGUGCGUGUGCUGCAAUGGCGUGAGCAGGAGCAGGCGCGGAGGCUGUUUUGCCGAGGCGCUGGGAGCAGGUGGAGCCGUGGAGCCGUGUUGUUCUGGGUUAAUGAGAUGGAGCAGGUGGUGCGGAUUGGGCUUGGAGGUUCAGUGGCAGCGAGUUGGUGGGGCACUGGGUGUGAAAUUUCAAGACAAGAUUAGCCAAUAUAAUUCCGGACCCGGCGCUUGGGGGAGCGCCGCUUGGCGUGCGAUACAUGCAUGUAGAGAAGAUCGAUGAUGCCCUGCCGUGUGUAACAUGGUUAAGAUACGUACAUCAAUGGGGGGAAUGCGAGGUUAUGGAUGCGAAUUACAAUUGAAGGGACAGUCCGACGAGGUUAUGGGGAGACUACUGGCAGGGACUGCGCCGGACUGCCUGCAGGUGCGCAUCGGCUAUGCUAUCCGCGCGGUGUGGCGUCGCAUUGAGUCUGUGUGGUGCUAUCGCCUUGGCCGGGCGCCCGGAGCGUGAGGAAUGCGCGUCAGCAAAACAUCGACA